This is a messenger RNA of Exophiala oligosperma, 1245 nucleotides long. RefSeq lists its product as uncharacterized. The coding region runs from base 1 to 1245 and encodes 414 amino acids. NCBI's taxonomy places the organism in Eukaryota, Fungi, Ascomycota, Eurotiomycetes, Chaetothyriales, Herpotrichiellaceae. The transcript has a single exon. The record is from RefSeq and is a predicted model, not a curated record.
AUGGAGGGGGACUCACCCGUUCAGCAACAGGCAACAACCAUCCCCAGAAGCCACGAUCCGAUCACCUUACUCGGUCUUCCAACCGAGAUUCUCAGACGCAUGGUCUUCUUCGUCGAUAAAGGAGAUCCAUUGAAUGCUUCCAUCCUAUGCAAGCCCAAAGCCCCUCAACACAGGGCACCUCCACACCGUUUGUCUCUCAAAGCAGAACAAAGACACUAUUGUCACGAUGGACUUGACUACAAGGACGCUCCCCUCAAAAGCCUGACCUUGACCUGUCGGUUCCUUCGCAAGCUCGUCUUACCCUUCCUUUUCGAACACAUCAGCAUUUCUCCUAAUGAUUUCAUCCGCUUCCUCACAUUUCUGCGCUCGAAAGGCCUUGAUUCCAAAGUCUUAGGCCUCCAUGUCUACCUGACCACGCAAUACAACCAUGUUCAACCACCCUGGUGGUCUCACAUGCUUAAUGCAUUGCCUACUGUCAGAAAAAUCACCGUCACCGGACGACCAGAAGUACUGAAUGGACUUGUCGGAAUGCAUUCUUGGACGAAUGAUGCCUGGGCCUUCGAUAUGCCUUUGCAAAUCCUCCAACUCCGCCGAUCAGUGAGAUCUACCCAUCAUCAGAUCGACUACGAGACCAACCCUGAUUUCCUGACCUCAGAGAACUGGACGAGUAUGACCGUCAAUGAAGGCUCCAGCCUGCUAGCCUACACGACCUACGAGUUCUUCUCGCGUCGGACACCUUCCCUGAUGACCGCCCUGUGCUAUAAUUGUUCCGUAGCCGCUGGCACGCUGUUCGCAAAUCUCACACAUUUUGAUUUCAUCGCCAUUUUCCCCUUUUCCAGUCAUACGGAAGAAGUUCUUCACUGUAUCCGGAGAAUGAAGCGUCUCGAGCGACUCUUCUUGAAAUUAUGCCCAGACCCCGAAACCACCAUAUUCCGUGACGAAGUCGAAGCGGCCGGCGGCCACAUGGAUAUCAAUGACCCAUGGAACGAAUUUGAGAUGUCGUGGGAAUUGAUAGCUCACACGGUGCUGUUUUUGACCAUGGAGGGCGAGCUUCAGGAGCUUGAAAUGGCCGACAUGCAGAUUGAACCGCUACAGCAUGCACUCAAAGAGAAGAUGACCGGUUCGCUACGGCAGUGGUGGUCCUACAGUGGCAAUGCCUCCGGGAUCUGGCGACGAAGGAAAACACGUCUCAUCAUCGAGCCUGAAACACCAUCCGAUACGGUCCCGGGCUUCUUGAAUGAUUGA